Molecule: messenger RNA, 2297 nt
Organism: Mya arenaria
Lineage: Eukaryota; Metazoa; Mollusca; Bivalvia; Myida; Myidae
Exons: 3
Coding region: 292-2175 (627 amino acids)
Molecular function (GO): protein binding
Source: RefSeq, a predicted model, not a curated record
UUCUAAUAAUAAACUACAGCUCAUUUAACGAUUAUGUUUUAUCACAUCCGUAAGCAUUUCUGUGAAAAAGAUAUAAUCAGAUAAUUUUUUUGAUUUGUACAUCAACAUGCUUUUUGAAGUUGAUUUUCAUUGUUUUAAUUAGAUAAUUUUGACACAAACAUCUGGAAAUACAGUGUAACAGUUCCAUUUUUGUAAGUCAAGGUAAUGUAAUUGAAGGAUAUAAAUAAUGUCGACAAUAUAAAUCACAUUGUGAACUAAAUAUCCAUGGACUAGAACGGAUUUGUUGGAAGAAUGGACUUUCCUACAACGUUUGAACGUCAGAGCACAUGUCCUUUGAUUGGUCAAGUUGAACGACAGGAUGAAUACUGUGACUUCACAGUCGAAUUCGGGACCUGGACAAAACGAUUUCAUCGUUGUGUCCUUGCUGGCAGUGGAUUUUUCGAAACUUUGUUUGGACAAAAAGAAUUUAUCGAACAGCAUAAAGGUAGUGUCCAUAUUCACAUCGGAGACAAAGACACGCUUGAACAGGCAUUGAUGUUUCUAUACAACAAAUUUCCAGUGCUUAACAUGGACAACAUAUCUUUGAUGCUUGAAAUGGCAGAGUUUCUUUUAAUUCCGACUUUGAAGUCAUAUUGUGUUGAGUGGCUAAAUGAGUUGACAAUUACACGACACAUUGUUUGGAUUAUUCUAAGCUUAGAAUCAUUGUACGACUUUCAGGUAACAUCAUUGGUUCCUUAUUUGCAUGAACAUUUAGUUGAGCUUAUGGUACAAACUGAGAUGUUGCAAAUCGACAAUCAGUCAUUAGAGUACAUUUUAACAAACAAGCAGUUGUCGUAUGUUGGAAUGGAUCGAAAAUUCGACCUUCUGAUGCGUUGGACAAAACAUGAUAUUGUUAAGCGGAAGAAAAAGUUUGACAAGUUACUUAGCCAUAUUGAAUUUCUUCAAUUAAGCAAUGCUAUGAUUGAAAGAGCAAGAGGUGAUCCGUUUUUUGAAUAUAGCUACAUGCUUCAAUUAAGUAGCACAUGCCUGGUUGAUCAUUCUGUUGCAAUUAUUUACAAAGUAAACAUCAACAACGUAAAUACUGACUUGAUGAUUGUAUUUGAUGAGCACAGCAAGGAAUGGCACAAAGUUGAAUCAAACAUAGCAUGUGCCUUUGAAUGUGACUAUACUCACGAUCUCUUUGAUGAAACAGUUUAUCAUGUUCUAAAUGACGACAAUGGUACAAUUGAAAGUAUCAAUCCGGAAUGCAAUAGUCGUGUUUCAUCUAGACUAGCUUUCACAAGCGCAAGUGAUGAUAUUGAAUUUUCUCGAGGAUCAAAAAUAAAACUGUGUCUUUCCAAAGGAAUGUGCUAUCAGAUUAAACACAGCAGAAUGGAAAUAAGGAAACGAGUUUCACCACAAGGACAUGUAUUGGCCGAUGACAGAACGAACGUGCCGUUAGAUUUGCGAACAUAUAAUUGUACGCGACGGUUGGAAACAUUUUGUUUGUAUGCAGGGAAUUUGAACACCAUGCACGGUUGCACGUCUAUGACACCUGUUUUAAGUACGUUUCAAUUUGACGUCAUUGGGAUAUCUUGUUGGAAUGAGCACGUGGCCAUGCUAUCAGACGAUGAAGAUUAUCUUCUUCUCUACAACACCACUACAUGCAGACUCAUUCAGAUCGACCUUGCCCUUGGAUAUGACAGAAAACUAACGUCCUGUAAUGAAGGAUUUCUGGUUUUCACUUGUCGAAAAGUUAUUUGUAUCAUGAAACGUCCAGAAGAUGAAACAUUUCAAAGCGUUUCCGUUGAUCUUUUUGAUGAGUUUAUUUACGAAAGAUUUGAGAUUUUCAACGAUGCUAAAGAUAUUUAUAUCUACAAGGAUGAUUACAUCACCGAUAAAUUCGUUCUUGGGAGAGCAAAUAUUAAAGAGGCCUUCACGAUACCGCAAAAGUCAAUCACAUGGAAACUCGUUACACCGCCCGAUAUAGACAUAGAUUCAAUUAUAUCAAUAAUGUCUGUAAAAAUUCCAACAGUAAAUGCUCGGUGCCAUCUGCUUUGUCCAUGUAUACAAUGUAAGCAAAUUAGCAGAGGAAUCAAGCGAAAAAGGAUUAUGCAGUGUUCAUGUGGAUUUUGCAAUGCCAACGAAAGCAGUAACGACGACGCAGAGAACGCUUCAGAGGAAGAAAGUGAUUGAAUUGACAUGAUGAUGUUCACUCGAAAUAGCAAUUGAUAUAGUUAUUCUAUAAUGUCUGCUUUGACUAUGUCCACACUGCAAAUACGUUGAUAUGUGAUUCAAACAAUAAAGUUGCGACAGUA